AGCGUGCGGCUGUUCCUAAAAAACUUUUUAUUUUAAUCUUAGGUUUACGGCAUAGUUUUUAGUGAAAAUACAAUAAAAUUGUUGCUAAUUUAUUCGAGUAACGUCUCGUACGAGUGAUUCUGCUAAAAGUGUCAUAGUUGAGAGAACCCUCUUGCGGCGCAACGGCAGAACUAAGGGAAUUAGCCCAAGGCGUAUUUGACGGAAAAGGGGAUUUCGCAUCGGGACAAGGCAACGAGGCAGCGCAUUUCGAAGCUAACACACACAACAUCAAAUGUAUAUAUUAGAUUUCUAAGAAGUUAAAAUUUUUUAGUUUUCUAAUUAGUGUUAAGUACCUAUUUUUUAAAUUAGCGAUAAGUUUAGUCUACUGAAGGGUAAUUAACACACACGCAAAAACAAGUCAAGAACUAAUGCAUUCUACAAACAAAAUGCACCAAAAUAACAGCAAUAACGUAGCACCAUCAAUGGACGACCACGAGCGGGGCAAAUUGUUUGUCGGCGGCUUGAGUUGGGAAACGACGCAAGACACGCUGCAGCGGUAUUUCAGUCGUUACGGCGAGGUAAUCGAUUGCGUCGUGAUGAAGAACAACGAAACGGGUCGUUCGCGCGGCUUUGGCUUCGUUACGUUCGCCGAUCCGGAUAAUGUGGAACGCGCUCUCGAAAAUGGGCCGCAUACGUUAGAUGGGCGCACGAUCGACCCGAAACCCUGCAAUCCGCGUUCGAUGCAUAAACCGAAACGCACGGGCGGCUAUCCGAAGGUCUUUUUGGGCGGCCUUCCGCCAAAUGUCACGGAAACGGAUUUACGUAACUUCUUCAGUCGCUACGGGCAAGUUAUGGAAGUUGUCAUUAUGUACGAUCAGGAGAAGAAAAAAUCGCGCGGUUUUGGAUUUUUGUCCUUCGAAAAUGACCCGGCUGUCGAUCGUGCCACGCAAGAGCAUUUUGUCAAUUUGAACGGGAAACAAGUCGAAAUUAAGAAAGCGGAGCCUCGUGAUGGACAUCAAGGCGGCGGACAAAUGGGCGACCCGUACCAAUGGGGAAAUCAACAAGGCGCUCCAAUGGGUAACGGACAAAUGGGAGGACCUCCGAUGGGCGGCAUGCCAAUGGGCGGCGCUAACAUGAUGCAAGGUUAUCAGGGAUGGGGUUCGAACAAUCAGGCUCCCUAUGCAGGCGGUUACGGCAAUGCCGGCGGCUACAAUCAACAAUGGAAUGCUCCGCCGCCGCAACAAUGGGGCGGAUAUAAUCAUCAGGCAACAAAUCAAGGAUAUGGCGCCGGUUAUGAUAUGUAUGCAAGCGGCACUGCUGGAUCGACGGGCGGUUAUAGCAACUGGAAUGCCGCCGGAAAUUGGCCUCAUAAUUCGGCAUCGACAGGCGCCGCGCAACCCGAUAUGUAUUCGGGACGCCCCCAAUCGGGACCCGCAGCAGGCCCGCCCUCCGCUACGGCAGUUACGGGAAGCGCUUCCAAACCCGGAUCUGAUUACAGCGGAUAUGGCGGUUACAAUAAUUACCAAUCCUACGAUCAAUCGUCAUACAAUCAAAGUCGUCCCAGAUCCGCGUAUGGCGGCAACGACGCGACUUCUCAACCUGCUUAUCCAGCUUUCUAAGAAAAAAAAAUAAAAAAAAAUCUUCUUUCAAACAAGCAAGUAAGAAUAAAUUGAAUGACUUAUUGAUUUAUAAAUAUACAUAAAAAAAAUAACAAAA
Messenger RNA from Culicoides brevitarsis, 1695 nucleotides. Its product is annotated as heterogeneous nuclear ribonucleoprotein 27C-like. The record is from RefSeq and is a predicted model, not a curated record. The transcript has 2 exons. Bases 408 to 1598 code for a protein of 396 amino acids. Gene Ontology annotation, biological process: regulation of translation. Gene Ontology annotation, molecular function: mRNA binding. NCBI's taxonomy places the organism in Eukaryota, Metazoa, Arthropoda, Insecta, Diptera, Ceratopogonidae.